AUAUAUCUGCUGGUAAUAAAAACAGAUGACUGCAUUUAUAACUAUCAAUGAUUAACUAGUGAAAGAGAUUAGAGGAUUGAAAGCUCAUUCUGACAUUGUUGAAGAGAGCCUCGACACCAGUACACUGCGGGAGAUCUCAUCGACAUUUAGAGGCAAACCGAGGGGAAGAAAAAGUUGGUGAGUGAUAAUUUUGAAACACCAAAGGAUAGCUGCUCUUUUUCCUGAGCUGCCAUGUGUGUUCAGAGACUUUCAGAGAUCCUGUGUCUCUGAGCUGCAACCACAGCUUCUGUUCGAGCUGCCGGCCAGAAACUCUGGGAACAAAAUACCUGGACAAAGUCCUGUCCUGAACUGAAUACCAAAGUUAAUUUCCCUCUGAAAGACAUCCUGACUCCAUCUGCUGGUGAAUACAUGACAUAGCAGCAUUUCCUGCUGUUGAUCAAUCAUCCUGUGACAGAGGUGAGAGAAAAACAAAGAGGAUUUUGACAUUGUUGAAAAGAGCGGGGACGCCAUUACAGGGUGUGAGAUCUCUGCUGGGAGACACGUUUGGAGGAUCUGAAACACUCAAGAGAAAGGACAUACCUUAGUGAGUUUUGCUUUUAUAAGACAACAGAGACCGAGACAAAUGGCUGAGAAAAAACCCUCUUUUGAAAGUUACCUGAGCUGCCAUGUGUGUUCAGAGACUUUCAGAGAUCCUGUGUCUCUGAGCUGCAGCCACAGCUUCUGUUCGAGCUGCCUGCAGACAUUCUGGGAACAAAGUAAGAACAGAAACUGUCCCAUUUGUAAAAGAAAGUCCUCAAAAGAAGAACCGUGGGCAAAUUUUACACUAAAGGAGCUGGCUGACUCCUUUGCUGAGAGACCGAAAGCUGGAUCAUCUGAGACAGAAAAAGGAGAGAAGAAGGUGGAGGUGGUGUGUAGUAAACACCAAGAAGAGCCUACAUUGUUCAGUAAGGAUGAAGAGAGAGCUCUGUGUCCUGUCUGUGACUUUUCUCUCCACCAGAGUCACGAGGUGGUUCCUGUAGAACAAGCAGUCAGUGAGCUGAAGGACCUGCUGAAAUCUGACUUAGAGUCUCUGCAGGACAAGAGGGACACAUACAAAGGAGUGGAGACAACAUACAAUGAAGUGAUUCAAGUGUCCAAGAAGCAGCUGCUGUCCACAGAGAGGCAGAUCAGAGCAGAGUUCAUCAAGCUCCAUCAGUUCCUGAAAGAGGAAGAGGAGACCAGACUGGCAGCUCUGAGGGAGGAAGAGGAGCAGAAGGGGAAGACUAUCAGCAGAGAGAUGAAGAGCAUUCAGGAGCACAUCUCCUCUCUGUCACACAGUAUCUCUGCUGUUGAAGAAGAGCUGCAGAAACACAACGGGCCCUUCCUCAGCAGUUAUAAAGCCACUCAGAGCAGAGCCAGAGUCCAGAGCUCACUGUCAGACCCACAGCUGCUGCUCUCAGGAGCGCUGAUAGAUGUGGCCAAACACCUGGGCAACCUGUCCUUCAGAGUCUGGGAGAAGAUGAAGGACCAGGUCCACUUCAGUCCUGUCAUUCUGGACCCAAACACUGCAAGCAGCUGGCUCUCUCUGUCUGACGAUCUGACCAGUGUGAGACGUGGAGACAAAGAUCAGCAGCUUCCUGAUAAUCCAGAGAGAUACACUCACUAUGCUAGUGUUCUGGGCUCUGAGGGCUUCAGCUUAGGGAGACACAGCUGGGAGGUGGAGGUGGGAGAUUAUCCUGACUGGUAUAUAGGUUUGACUAAAGAGUCAGUUGACAGGAAGGGUGAGGUAUUUGCCUCACCAAAAUUUGGAAUCUGGUGUUUAGCACAUCGCAGUGGAAAAUACACUACUGGUGCUGGUAAGACUCUCAGAGUGAAGAAGAAUCUCCAGAGGAUCAGAGUCCAGCUGGACUAUGGGGAGGUGUCCUUCUACGACCCUGAAGGCAUGACUCCCAUCUACACUCACAGAGACACUUUCACUGAGAAACUCUUCCCAUAUUUCAGUAUUGGAACAGCUGGUGAUGCUAAAACUGCUGAUAUCAAAAUCUGUCAAACUAAGAUUCCUCUGUGAUGCUCAGGAGUGUUAGUUCAGACUUUAUUCUGACUUCACUGUCCGUCUAGAUCUCUUUGAAAUAAUCAAGAUAAGAAACAGAUGAUCAUCAGAUCAUAAUUUUAGCCUGUAAGAUUUCUAAAUGUUCUGAAAAUGUGAUCAUGUUUUAUUUACAGCUUUCCCAAAGUCCCAGUGUAAAAAAAACAUUGUUUUUAGUUAUAGUUAAUAUUUGGUAAUAGUUGUUCAUAGGCUGUGUGUCGUGUUCAUGUAACUCACUGACAUUUUUUUUUUUAUCUUAAUCUAAAAAUAAUUGUUGACACAUGGAAGAGGAAUGUUUACAUUUUUUAACCAACAUCUUUAAAUCAAUUAACAGAUCUUCUGUUUUCCUUUAAUAGAGAGGCGAAGUCCCGCUCAUCUACUUCCGACCCAUGGGACCUUAUUUCGGAAAAAGUAUGUAUUGAAGUCAAUGGGGAGAGAAAGAUUAUGUUUCGAUCCCGUUUGAA
This is a messenger RNA of Gymnodraco acuticeps, 2529 nucleotides long. Its product is annotated as nuclear factor 7, ovary-like. The coding region runs from base 623 to 2047 and encodes 474 amino acids. Gene Ontology annotation, molecular function: zinc ion binding; protein binding. The transcript has 2 exons. The record is from RefSeq and is a predicted model, not a curated record. NCBI's taxonomy places the organism in Eukaryota, Metazoa, Chordata, Actinopteri, Perciformes, Bathydraconidae.